Messenger RNA from Periophthalmus magnuspinnatus, 1988 nucleotides. RefSeq names its product mitochondrial ribosomal protein L16 (gene mrpl16). Gene Ontology annotation, biological process: mitochondrial translation. Gene Ontology annotation, cellular component: mitochondrial large ribosomal subunit; ribosome. Lineage: Eukaryota; Metazoa; Chordata; Actinopteri; Gobiiformes; Gobiidae. The record is from RefSeq and is a predicted model, not a curated record. Bases 1051 to 1812 code for a protein of 253 amino acids. The transcript is spliced from 8 exons. Gene Ontology annotation, molecular function: structural constituent of ribosome; rRNA binding.
GGCUGUCUAAGAGGCUUAAGAAACUUUCUCGUCACAAAGACUGUGCUGCAUUGAAGGAUUGGCUCUGUGUUAUAAAGAAUCAUCUGUACUGGAGCGUAACAUCUUCAACAUCUGGAGCUGAGAAGGUGGCAAAGUGGACAUCACUAAUAAACCAUAUGCAAAAUAUUCACCAGCACCAAAACCCACUGUAUCCCAAAUGUACGCAUCUGGAUAUAAAGACAAACAACUCACAAAAAUGGUUUCAACAAGGGUCCAGUGCACUCAAUAAACUGGACAAAAUCCUCAACAACAAACACGUUUUGGAAGAUAUUGCAAAACUCUGUCCCAACCUUCAAACAUAUUCAAUGGAGACUUUUCACAAUCUGAUUCAGGAAUUUACUCCAAAAAAUGUCGUCUUUCCACCCACUGGGAUGUUGUGCAGGUUAUACUUGGCAGCAAUGCAUCAUAAUGAAAAUGCUGAUCUUAAACACAGAAAUAGUGACGUCUCUGUAGCUUUUGGGACGUCAUCCAAGGAGGAAUUUAAGACUGAGACUACAUACAAUUAUUUGGAAGAACUGAUGAAUCUCAUAUUUGAAGUGUUACACGACCCUGCUCCUUUUAUUGAGCAAAUGAAGCUCAGUUGAGACUGCAGCAUAAUCUCCAGAUGAAGAAGUCCUACCAUACCUUCAAAAAGCCCAUUGAUUGUGUAGUUGAACAGUGUUUUUUAAUGUCUUAUUUAAGUUUUCUACCAUUUUAUGAAGUAAUGAACAACUAGAUUUUACGAAAACUUUUCUGACUUUGUACUUAUCUACUAGAUAAGGAGUAAUCAUGAUUAUUACCAAUAAAGCAUAAAAAAAACAAAUAAAACAAAAUUUAAAAAAUUACCAAAAAAAAACCCCGUAAACUCAUGUUCCGGAAGUAGUAUUACGUCCACCGGAAGUUAUUUCUUGACCUUGCGGCUGCACAGCUCCAGCAUGGCGCACAUACGAGUCUAGUUUCCGUUUAUUUAGAUUUUAAUAAUUACUCAGAAUGACAAUACAUUUAGUGUAAAACUUAGUGAUCACCGCGGCCAUGAUUUCUCUUUUUAAAGCCGCUGUUGGUGGAUUAGUUUGUGCUCCCAAAACAAGUCUGUUACAGAGUCAACUCAAAAUCUUAAGUGCUGGACUAAAGACAUAUGAGAUCCCUCCAGACCACAGAGAUGCAUUCUUACCAGAGAAACCCAAGCUGAAGUUUUUGAACAAGGUCCCCAACUUUAAAAAAGCCAAAAAGGAAAUGAAGAGACUGCGAGACAUUCAAGGGCCAGCCAAAGCUGCAAAUACAUUUAUCACGGGACAAUAUGCAAUUGUAGCUUUGGGAGGAGGUUAUCUUCACUGGGGUCACAUGGAGAUGAUGCGUUUGACCAUCAAUCGAAAAAUGGAUCCUAAAACAAUGUUUGCACGAUGGCGGAUCAAUGCCCCCUACAAACCUAUAACACGCAAAGGUCUUGGACAACGGAUGGGAGGAGGCAAAGGAGCCAUUGACCACUACGUAACUCCUGUCAAAUAUGGCCGUUUAAUUGUAGAAAUUGGUGGCAAAGUAGAGCUGGGAGAAGUUGAACAUAUACUUACAGAAGUGGCAAAGAAGCUCCCAUUUCCUGCUAAGGUGCUGAGCCGAGAGGACCUUGAAGCGAUGCACAAAGAGCAAGCUGAGAGGGAGAAAAACAACCAAAAUCCAUGGACUUUUAAAGACAUUGCUCGGGGAAACAUGAUGGGCCUCAGGAAGGUCCUGAGUCCUUUUGAAAUACGCAACGAUGGGCGAUUUACAGGGAAAUUUCACCUUCCAGAAAGAGUCUGAAGAAAAUGGACUCUCAAAGGCCUUUUCUUCACUUGUAUAUAUUUGUGUUCAUAAUGAGGUUCCUUUUAUUUGCGUCAUAUAAUGUACAAUGACAUAUGUAGUCAAUAUUUGGAAAGGAAAUAUCUUGGACUUUUUGGUCUGAUGGAUGAAAAAUUAAAAUUGGAAUUUAAUUGAAA